GGAGUCGACGCCUUUUGCAAAAGUGCGCGCAUCUCUGCUUCGCAAGCCGCGCGCAUCUCCGAGACCCCGCGGGCGCUAGGACCGCGCCGCCUCCUGCCGGCUGCAGCCAGCGCUGGGUAUAAAUGCAGGGCAGGCGGGCAUGUGGGUCUGUUUGCAGUUUGCAUGAGGAUAAACCAGCCUGGGAGGGAGCCCAAAGUGGGGGGGCUUGCAAGAGCCUUGCUGGGCCCGCGCCGUGCUGCGUAACGGGCGCUGCGGACUCCCGGGCGCGCCCAGCCUCUCCAAAUCCCCCGGACCCGGCAGCGGAGUUAAAGACCCCAGACGUAGAGGAGGAGGAGGAGGUCCUGGUUUCUUUGCUGCAAGAAGGAAGAGAAAGGAGAGGCACGUGGUCGGUGUGCAGAGAAGAGGCGCAGGAUCCUCCUUGCUGGGCGACGGCAGCUUGCAAGAGGGGAGCGGCCCCCCAAAAACCCCUUGCAACCCACCAGCUGCAGCCCUUCGGUGCGCGGAGGCAAGAGGCGGAAGGGUGAGCAGGAUUGCAAGCCGCGGCCAGGUUAAUGGCAGCUGCGCCUUGCAGCAAGAGGUUUAAUUGCGAUUUAAAAGGAGAGGAAGGUGCGUUUGGGCGCGCGCCUGUGUGUUUGCGGGUGGAGCGGGGUGGAGAGAGAGAGAGAGAUGGGGAAAAAAUCCCUGGUUUGGUAAACCCCGCACUCCUCCCCAGCCCUUUUUAUAAAAUUUGUUUUUCCUGCUUGGCUAGAGGCGGCUGCAGAAGCGGCUCGCAAGUUGUUGUUUUUUUGGCCGCCCUAGAUUUUUCUCCUCCUCUGCUGGUUCUUCUUGGGUGACCAUUGGAGCGCGCGCGCCCCUCCUCUCUCUGGAAAAAGGUUUGGGAGCGAAUCGGAGGCUUGACUUGUUUAUUUAUUGAAAAGCCAGCUGCGUUUUCUGCGCUUGAAAAGCCAGCUUUCCCUAUUCCCCCCACCCCCCCCCCGCUCUUGCAAAACACUUGGCAAAAAUAAAAAAAAAGUCGCCCCUCUCCGCGCAUGUGUGUCAAACUGGCCAAUUCUACCCCCGCGCCCGCCUUUCACCCACUUUUGUAGUUUCGGAAUGCGUUCCUCGGGAAACCUCAUCUUGCAGGUUUAAAGGCGACUUUUAUUUUCAGUUCACGUGUAUAUGUGUCACUUGAGUACGUCGGGAGUCGCCGUAUGUGUUUGCUUCUCUGGGGUCCCUCAGCCCUGUUAUCAAUCGCUCCUGUUUUCCUUGCUUAGAGCUCAGAGCCGCCUCUAACACGGUGGUUCCAACACCUAUUUUUUAUUCAGUGGAAGAAAUUUUUUUGUUUGUUUUUCUGCGUUAGAGAAAGGGGGCAGCCAGAAAUUUGCAAACUUGCACUAAGCUCUGAAGUUUGCCACACAAUCCCAAAUUUUGCCAACGAUUGCGGUUGACAUUUUUUCCCCUUUGGAGCAGAUGUUCCCUGUUAAAGUUCCCUUUCGAUUUGCAGUGUUGAGAUGAUGCAAAAACCCCUCUAGACGUUCUCUGCUGGGCUGGGGGGGGGUGCCUAGAAAGCACAUUAAAAUGUUCUCCCCCCACGGCAAGCCCAGGUUAAUGAGAGACCCAGAAACAUUCCUCCUGGCCAGUCAAGGGACCACAUGACCUGAUUCCAUUCCUUCCUUAUUACCAUCCCAUUAAUAAUAAUAAUAAUAAUAAUGGUAUCUGAAAUACUUUUUUUGCAAUGAAUCCAUUCCCCCCCCCUUUCUUUUAGGGGUGGGAGGCUGAGCGCAAACAUUUUUUAUUUUAUUUAGCAGCUGCUAAGUCCAGAGAGCGCCACACUUGCCAUGGAAAAAACGGCGAUGAUUUAUUUCCCCCUUCCUGCUCUCUCUUCGCAUGUGAUUUUUAUUAGAAUCAAACUGCAAGCGGUAGCUUUUGAAAAAAAGGAGACUUUGUCUGCUGGAAAAGGACUCUCCUUCCAAGGCAAACAAGGGGUUUUUUUUGGCGUGGGGGGAGAAGAUCGUUGCCAAAACUGUCCAGGUUACAAACACGAUUUCGGCGUCGUUGGUUUUCCCCUUCUUCUUUUUUGUAACUUUGCAACUUGGAAGAACUUGGCUGACACACUGUUUUACGUGUGUAUGUUUUCCUCUAGAAAGAAGAAAUGAGCUAAAUCUCGCACCUGGCGUGAGUUGGUGACACCUGAGCCUGAGAGAAGGGAAGCUAUUCUGUGCCAACCUGGUGGGCGGAUGGGUCCUGGAAGCAAUUCGCUGAGGCUCUUUCCGAUUUGCAAGGGAUGACGGCUGCUCCUGGGAUGUGAGCCUUUUCUCUCCGAACCUCUCCGGACAGCUUCAGAAGGACCUUUCGCUCUUCCCGUCGUGCGACACCCCUGAAAGGUGGUCUCUUGUUGGUUGCACGGGCAUGUAGCCGGGCUCCCCCUCCUCAUUCCUUCCCGAAUCGGCCAGCCACUCUUUGUUCGGUGCCCCCUUUGUGCCCUGGGGUCCUCUGGAUGUGGCUUGCCUUGUCCCUGGCACCAAAACUGGCCUCACGUUUUUCUGUGUGCAUAACGUGCCCGAAAUCUGGUACUCGGGGCAUCACAGUGGAUGAUUCUGUGCCAUCUGUCGCUUUAGCAAGAGUCUGUUCUGUUAAUUUCCCCCUCCCGGGCCUUGGCAUGCGCUGGGCAAAGGGCUUCUAGAGUCCCGGCGGCCAUGGACCCCUCCGUGACCGACUCCGCCUUCUCGGACGUCCACCUGUGCGGCUACCUGCGCAAGCAGAAGUCCCACCGCCGGCGCUUCUUCGUCCUGCGGCGCGGCAGCGAGCGAGGCCCCCCUCGCCUGGAAUACUACGAAAACGAGAAGAAGUUCCGGGCGGGGGGCCUCUGCACGCGCCCCAAGAGGACUUACCUGCUGGCCAGCGCCCUCAACGUCAACAAGCGGGCGGACGCCCGGCACAGGCACCUCAUCGUGCUCUACGGGCGCGACGGCACCUUCGGGGUGGCAGCCGAGGACGCGGAACAGCAGCAAGCGUGGUACACAGCACUGGUGGAGCUUCACUCCAAGGGUGAGUGGGAAGGGGGGGUCCACGUUGGCAGGGGGGGUGGCAUGAGAGCAUCGUGGUGGCAUGGCAUGGCGAGGAGCUGCUGUGCCUCUGACCCAUGCCACUCAGCCUGGGCUGCGCUGGGGGGCAAUUCCGGCAUGUGACCCGUGGAGUUAAACUCUGGAACUCCCUGCUGCAGGAUUUGAACGGUCAGUGGCUGCUCUUGAGUUCCUCUCGUGCUCAGAUCCUGCUUGCUGGUUUCUCACAGGCAAUUUUUCAGCCACUGUGGGGACAGGAUGCUGGACUAGAUGCCCCCCCCCCCCGGCCUGAUCCAGCAGGGUUGUUCUGAUGCUGCUGUGGAGCCUCCAGGCCCAGUGGCAGUCUAUCUUGAUUCUUAAUUAUAAGGGGCAUUUGGCCACUGUCAAACAGGAUCCCCAACUGGGUGGGUUCUCCUUACUUUCUUGGAGUAUCUUCAGCCUUUUAAGCCAAACACGCCUUGGGGAGGGGGGAUGUUCUUAAUUUUUUACUAUUUAUUCCUAAGGUGCUGCUGCUGCUGUUCAGCUCAGGCCAUGGCCCACACAGGCUGGCAGCAGUGGCUCUCCAGGAAUUGGCCUUGGGACCUCAAUUCCCCACCAGAAGCGUGGCUUACUUACGCGAGCGAUGCAAUAGGAAGCUUUGUAAUAGGAAGCUUUAUACGGCGCCAGCCAUCGGCUCACCUAGCUCAAUACUGCCUGGUACUGACCGGCAGUCAGUCAGCCAUUGGCCCACCUAGCUCAAUACUGCCUGGUACUGACCGGCAGUCAGUCAGCCAUCGGCCCACCUAGCUCAAUAUUGUCUGGUACUGACCGGCAGUCAGUCAGCCAUCGGCCCACCUAGCUCAAUACUGCCUGGUACUGACUGGCAGUCAGUCAGCCAUUGGCCCACCUAGCUCAAUACUGCCUGGUACUGACUGGCAGUCAGUCAGCCAUCGGCCCACCUAGCUCAACACUGCCUGGUACUGGCUGGCAGUCUUUCCCCUGCCCUCCCUGGAGAUUGAGCCUUCUGCAUGCCAGGCAGGUGUCCUGCCACCGAGCCGCAAACCUUCCCCCUCCAGGCCCGUUGGUGCAUUUACCGCAGUACUGCCUACACAGGUGGGCAGCAGCUCUCUCUGGUUUUGGGUAGACCCAUACUUGAUGAUAACUGCCCGGGGUUGAACUGGGAGCCUUCUGCACGAGUGGCAGAGGCUAUACCCUGCUGAGCUGUGGAGGCUCUACUCCACGAAGCUACCUUCAGUCUGUUUCUUCCUGCAAGCCCACGUUUGCGACCCAAGGGGGGCUUUUCCAGGGCCACCAGCAGAGGCGUGUCUUUGCUUUCCGACCCUUUAAACUGGCGAUUCCGCCGAUGCAGCGGGUUGGACUAGAGGACCUUUGGGAACCCCUUCCAAAUCUAUGGGUUUGUGAUUUCCCCCAGGGGUUCCUGGAGGGGCAGUUUUGUUCCACAAAAACAGUGGUGACGGAGCUUCUGUACGGCACGUGACCUUCUGCAUCUUAAUUCAGAUGCCCAGGCCAGCUUUCCUCAUCCUGGGUGCCCUCCACCUGUUUCGGAGAGACAGUGUGGCGUAGUGGUUAGAGCGCUGGACCUAGGACCUGGGAGUGGCCAGGGUGUGGCCCGGGGGGGGGCAGUCACUCACUCUUAGGCUAGCCUACCUCACAGGGUGGUUGUUUCGAGGCUGAAAUGGGGAGGGCAGGUAUGUACGGGAUAUAAAUGUGAUAAAUCAACUUCUUUGCACGCAGAAAUUUCCCAGUUUGAUCCCAGGAGGGCUGGGAAAGACACACAUCUCUUGCCUGGGGGUCUAUUUUUCUCGCUUCCAGGUGGGAGCAGGUGACAGGGCUAGAGACACGGGGUGCAUUGCAGUGGGGUGGGCUGGAUGACCCCUGGGGGUCCCUCUCAUCUGCACAGUACUGUGAUUCAAUGAGUCUCCUAGCCCAAGAUCAGGGCAGAGACCCUGAUGGUCCUUAGAGGUCCUUUGAGCCCAUUUCACAGAUGGGCAAGCACACAAUCAAACACAUCCUCUGCAGGCCACAGGGUUCGACUAGAUGGCCUCUGGGAGACCCCUACCCACCCUGUAAUGCCGCCACCCCCCGUUUUGUUGUGCUCUGAUCCAGCCUGGUGCCCUCUAGCUUUUUUGGACGACAACUCCCAUCAGCCCCAGCCUGCAGGAGGGUCCCAGGUUAGGGGAAGGCCGCUCUAACCAUUGCACUUUGCUCCCCGGGCCUCUGCAUAACCUUUUUUGUUUACCCCCUGCUAAUUAACCAAGCUAUUUAUUUCCUCCUUGCUCCCAGGGUCUUGUUGCUCUGCAGGCGCCGUUCUUUGGUCAGGGCCAGGGAGGCUGCCAGCCAGUGUAGACAAUAUCCAGCUAGACAGACCUAGAGUCUGUCUCGGCACCAGCUUCCUAUGUCGUCAUUUAAUCCAAAACAAUGAGGGAUAGAACCUUGAUUUGUUCCUAGGGUGCUUGCCUGCACACCUGCUUGGCAUCCAGAAGGCCCCAUGGUUCAUUUCUCGACAGUAUUUCCAGGUACGGCAGGGAGACAGACCCCUUGCCUGAAACCUUGGAGAGCUGCUGCCAGCCAGUGUCUGCACUAUUGAGCUAGGGGGAACCCGAGUGUCUGGCUGGGCAAGGGCUGCAGUUCAGUAGCAGAGCGCUUGCUAGACCUACAGAAGGUUGCAGGAUUCAGUCCUGCACUGCACCCACCCUGGCGAGGUGCAAGCGCAGCUGCCAGCCAGUGCAUGCAAUACUGAGCUCCCCGUGGCUCUCUUGACCUAUCUCAGGAUAAUGGUGUCCCUCUCCUCCCCCCCGGCUUGAGGCUGCUUUGGGAGCAAAGGUUUCCCUGGGACCUUUGGGCUAGAUCUCUGCAGCCCAGCCAGCCGUAUCCUGGCCCAGAAGCGCUUGCAGGCGUGGCGUGCGGAGCCGGCCUGCCAGGGAGGAGGGAACUGGCUGCGGGCAAACCUUGGAACUGGGUCAGGAGGGUCCCGUGCCAAGCGCUGGCCUCUGCGGGUGUGAGCCUGCCCUGAACUUUGCUCCCGACGGGGCGCGCAGGGGUGUCACCCAAACCCCAAACCAUCUCCCCUUGCAAGAAUUAUUCUGGGUUCAAGGCGUGCUUCCUUGCAAAACCUCUUUCCCCUUUUCCAAUUUUGCAGCUUGCGGUGUUGGAGAUGUAUGUUUGUGUGCGCAGCUGGUAUGCGCCGCCUGGUACAUAAUGUUCUCUCUCUCCUCUCCCCCCCAUACUAUUCCUUGGGGGGGGGAAGGCUGAUUUUCCUGGGAGAGAGAGGCAGAGAGGCAGGUCCCAGGACUCCUGGGUUCUCCUGGCACACAGGGAGUUCUGGGUCCAGACCAGCAGUUUCUUUUUUGGGGGGGGCGAGGAGUUACCCCCUCACACACACACCUUGGUCCCACAACCCCAUCCUUAGUGCCCCUUGCAGAAAACCCGUUAUCCUGAGCGGUGCUUUUCCACUUGGCCUGUGAAGGAAGCGAAUGAUAAAACUCAAAAGCGGCAAUGGGUAACUGCGCAUUUAUUAAAAACCCAGCGUGAUUUAAUCGGCCGGGCGAAAGGCGCGAGCGCGACCCAGCUGCAGCCGGCUUUCCAAAGCCUGGUGGUCAUUUUUUUUAAAAAAAAAUAGUUUUUUUAACAUAUCAUUUUCAGCAGCAAUUAAACAUACUUUUACAUCUUGUACGGUUGGUUUUUUUUUUUUACUUCCAUCAAUUGCAUCUGAAAAUUUUCCCAUCUAUUCGCUUCAUAUACAUUUCUUACAUUCAAAUCUCAUAACUAAUAUCUCUGCUCUUUCUCUACUUUGCAAUGUUUCAUAUAUAUUUCUCCGUACAAAACUCCUUGUAGUCCUACUAGCGUGAUUUGUUGACUAUAGUCGCCCUUUAAAUAGUUCGUAUAUUUCUUCCAAUCUUCUGUGAAUCUCUGGUCUUGACGGUUUCGAAUUCUUCCUGUCGUUUUAUCCAAUUCUGCCAUUAAUCAAAUCCAUUAAUCGAAGCCUGGUGCAAUUUGCAAUGUCUGCUGCGACUCAUGCUUUCCAAGAGGGGGGUUGGUCUAGAUGUGCUUUGGGUGCCCCUUCCGACUCUGCACUCCUUGGAUUUUACACCUCCAACGCCCCUUUGCUGCCCCCUUACCUCUUGACACAAUCCCCCUAUUAAAUCCUGUUGUCCCCGCCCCCCCUAUUUUGGGAAGGGGGGGGUCUGUGAUUCACAGCUGGACCUGCAACACCUUUCUCUCUGAGCAUCUUCUGUCCUCUCCCCCCCCCUCGACUUUUCCCCGAACUGUUUAGCUUAAACAUUUGCUCUUUCCCGAACCCCGGAGUUAACCUCAGGUUGGCGAGGGGGGGGCUUUGAAUUAUCCUGCCACAAUCUCCCCGGCAACCGGUCCCUCUCCUUCCUUUCCAGGUGACGCGCGCACGGCGGUUGUUGCCAGGGCGCCCGGCUGUUUUUGGGUCUGUUUACCCGAUUCUCUUUCCAUCCGCCCACUGCCUUCACCUUCUGUGCCCCCCACCAUUGUCCUCCUCCUCCUCCUCCCCCCCCUCCAGCCCACUGAAUAACCAGAGCACUCCUUGCCACAUGGCCAGAUCCUUUCGGCCAGUCCGGGUGGGAUGUGCGGGGUUUCCUGUGGGGUCUGAGUGCGAGAGCAGCUCUCUCCUGCUGCGGUGUCUAGCAGCAGGUCCUCAGAAGCACCGCUGCCCCCCAUUGUGGAGGGCAGAGGAUAGCCCUCGUGGCUUAGUCACCAUCAAAAUUCCUCCGUGAAUUUUGUCCCAUCGUCUUUUAAACCCGUCCAGGUUGGUGGUCACGCCGCCUCCUGUGGCAGGGAGUUCCGCAGUCCAACUGUGCGCUUCCUUUUCUCUGCUCAGGGUCAGUGCGUCUUGCUUUUAACCAGAAGGUUGGUAGUUUGCGGCCACCCAGGGACGGCUGCAGACAGGAUUCCUGCCUUGCUGGAGGGGUUUGAGCUAGAGGACCCUUGGGGACCCCUUCCAACUUGCAGGUCUAUGAUUCAUUGGAGGUUUCUAAGCGCAGGUGGGAUGGCCGUCUGCCCGGGAUUCGACUGCAGUGCCUCUGCUCAUUUCCACGUGGCCUGGACCUGGACUGUCUCCCGCUACUAUGAGCUGGGAUACAAGACCCUGCAUUUCAGGGUUGUGGGUUUGAUCCCCACAUUGGGUGAAAAAUCCCUGCGUUGCAGCGGGUUGGACUAGAUGACCCUUAGACCCCGUUCCAACUCUACAAUCCCGUGGUUGUCCUGAACCCUCCUCCAACACUCAGCUUGGUUGGUGUGCCUUCUGAGUUAGGAGAGAGGAACUUCUCUAUGCACCAUCAUGUAUGCUUUACUUGAGAUUACUGCCUUGCAAGGGGUUGUCCAAAAGACCUUCAGAGGUACUUUCCCCCUGUACAAUUAUUUAUUUGCAGAAUCACAGAAGAGCUGGGAGGGAGACCCCCAAAGGUCAUCCAGCCCAGCCCCCUGCAAGGCAGGAAUUGCAGCUGACUGAACGGCCUCCUUCUCACUCGCCUUUUCCUCUCUCGUUCCCCCCUCGCAGGAAAUGCCCCCCUCGGCCGCGAUUCGGCCUCCUCCCCCCGCCAGCCCUUCAAGGAGGUCUGGCAGGUCAGCCUGCGCCCACGGGGCCUGGGCCACACGCGCAACUUGGCCGGCGUCUACCUCCUCUGCCUGACGGAGAAGACCAUCGACUUUGUCCGGCUGAACUCGGACGUGGCCGCCGUGGUCCUGCAGCUGCUCAGCGUCCGCCGCUGCGGCCACUCGGAGAACUACUUUUUCAUGGAGGUUGGGCGCUCGGCCGCCACGGGGCCCGGCGAGUUGUGGAUGCAGGUGGAGGACCUGGUGGUGGCGCAGAACAUGCACGAGACCAUCCUGGAGGCCAUGAAGGCGCUGAGCGACGACUUCCGGGUCCGUGCCAAGAGCCAGCCGCUGGCCUCCACACCCAUCUCGGUGCCGCCCCGGCGGCAGCACCCGGGGAACCCUCCGGCCGGCCAGGGCACCUUCCUCUGGCGCCCGCGUCCGGAGAGCACCCCUUGCCUUCCCCACGUGCCUGGGGCGCAGAAGGUGCCUGGGCCGCGGAAGCCGAGUUCCCUGAGCGAUUACAGCGCCGUCUCGUCGGAUGAAGGCGGCUCCAGCCCGGGCGAGUGCCGUCCUGCCGGGACGCCCGACCCCCUGGCCUACCUGCUGGUGGGAGGCGAACUAGACUACGUCACCAUGGGCAAGAGGGCAUCGCCAGACAGCGCCUCGUUGGCACGUUGGGCGGCGGAGGCCAACAAGCGGUCCUCUCUGCCCCCGGUGGCGCUGGAGAAGGAGGGUCUGCCACGGAGGAAGCCGCCCGCCGUCUCUGCCAGCUACCCGGAAGGCCUCAACCUCCGCGGCUCCGAUCCUGGCUACAUGGCUAUGUUGCCUGGCGUGCCCACGGAGGACCGCGGUUAUGUGCCCAUGGCGCCGGGCAGCGCCUCCCCGUCCCGCGAGCGAGGAGGCUACAUGCUGAUGUCCCCCAGCGGCGGCAGCUCCCCGGACGGCGCGGCCCGGUGGGCGAAAUCCCCCGGCGGCGGCGACUACAUGGAUAUGUCGUCCGCCAGUCACUCGGCUUCCAGCACCCCACCGGAGCGCAGCCCCCUGCCCGGCGGUGCCCCUUUCUUCUCCCUGCCCCGCUCCUUCAAGCACAUCCCGGAGGCCGCACUGCGCCCUUUUGACCCCCGCCACCUCUCCGGGUCCUCGUCCACCAGCUCUGACAGCCUGGAGGAGGCGGGUGGACACCCGCGGACCCUGUUUGCCUGCCGGGAAGUGGCAGCGCCGCCCCGCAGCGCUGGCGAGUACGUCAGCAUCGAGUUCGGGUCCUGGGCGGCUGCAGACUACAUCAACAUGUCGGCCGGGGCUGCGCCAGAGGGACUCGCCCCGUCGGCAUCUGACAACUACGCCGAGAUGGCACCCGGGACCCGACUGGUACGUGCCCGCUCGCAAGGGAGGAGGCGGCACUGCUCCGAGACGUUCCCCGAGGCGGAGAGGAAUGGGGUGGGGCCCCAGGCCGGAGAGGCGCAAGUCGAGCCAGGCCUGAACUACAUCGACUUGGACCUGGCGAAUGAGGCGGCGCCUGUCCUGCGGCUGCCAGCGGUGCCCGCCCCGGCUGGGGUGAUCCACAGCUAUGCCAGCAUCGACUUCCACCGCUCUGGGGAGCUGCGGGGGCAGAAGGCGAGCUCAGAGGGGGCAGGUGAGUGGUGUUGGUGGGAAGGUGGGGCAGGUACCUGGUUUUCAACAACAUGUCUGUAUCACCAGCUGAACAUCGCAAUAUAUUGGUAUACAGUGGUACCUCGGGUUACAUACGCUUCAGGUUACAUACGCUUCAGGUUACAGACUCUGCUAACCCAGAAAUAGUGCUUCGGGUUAAGAACUUUGCUUCAGGAUUAGAACAGAAAUUGGGCUCCAGCAGUGCAGCGGCAGUGGGAGGCCCCAUUAGCUAAAGUGGUGCUUCAGAUUAAGAACAGUUUCAGGUUAAGAACGGACCUCCGGAACGAAUUAAGUACAAAACCAGAGGUACCACUGUACAGUCAUACCUCAGGAUGAAGAUGAGUACGCUUCAGGUUGAGCAUUUUCGGGUUGCGCUCCGCAGUGACCCAGAAGUAACGGAAUGCAUUACUUCUGGGUUUCGCCGCUCACGCAUGCGCAGACGCUCAAAAUGACGUCACACACAUGUGUGGAAGUGGCAAGUCGCGCAGUCGCGUGUUACGUUCGCUUCAGGAUGCGAACGGGGCUCCAGAACGGAUCCCGUUUGCAUCCAGAGGUACCACUGUACAGUGCUACCUUAGUUCUCAAACUUUAUCUGUUCCGGAAGUCCGUUCCAAAACCAAAGCGUUCCAAAACUGAGGUGCGCUUUCCCAUAGAAAGUAAUGCAAAACGGAUUGAUCUGUUCCAGACUUUUAAAAACAACCCCUCAGACAGCAUGAAGUUUACUAUCUAACAAGACCAUUGAUCCAUAAAAUGAAAGCAAUAAACAAUUUACUGUACUAUAAAAUAAAUAAGGCAGUGUUGUGAUGAUAAAAAUUAAACAAAAUUUUUUAUCUGCGCUGAUGAUAGUCAUUGUUCCUCAGUCAUGCAGUCAAUCGACCAGUAGCUGAACUGGGUUCCACACAGUCACAAAAACAAAUUAACCAAAAAAGCCUCAAAAAACAAAAACGCAAAAUAAAUAGUGAAAACAAAAGUGCUGCCAAACUUAAUCCAUCCUGGAAGUCCGUUUGACUUCUGAAAUGUUCAAAAACCAAGGCGCAGCUUCUGAUUUGUGCAGGCGCCCCGGAAACAAUAUCCGACAGCCGCAUUGGACUUUCGGAUUCCAAAUUUUUUUUGAAAACUGGAACACUUCCGGGUUUUCGGGGUUUGGGAACCAGCAAGGCGUUUGAGAACCAAGGUAGCACUGUAUCGCAAUGUCUGAAAUAAGGACAGAGCUACAUAGAGACAUUUGCUGGCUUCACAGUUUCCCCCACUUUGUGGUUUUUGCAAAGCAGACACACAUCAUGAUUUGCAAUAUAUCUCCAGAUCAAAUAUUAGGAAACUGAUAUCGCUAUACUGACUUGAAACCAGUUUUGGAGGAUAUAUGUCGCGCAGACCUGACACACAUCAUGAUUCGUGAUAUAUUGCAAGGUCCAAAACUAUGAAGCCGAUAUCACGAUGUGGACUUCAAACUGGUUUUGGGCGAUCUAUCGAUACAUCUUGUAGCCGUUCUCUGCAGCGUGACAAAGAGGAUUCUUGGGUUGGGGAGCGAGGACGGCUGCAUCCGUUUAAAGUUCGGCCGUUCCGUUUCAUUAUUUGUUCAAUUUCCCUACAUUCGGGGCAGUUCACAGCAUAAAAACACAUAGGUAAAAACACAAAACACGUAAUAAAACUGGGAAUGAAGACACAAACCAAUCAACGCCCCUGGACGCAAAGGAUUCUGGGAGUCGCGCUUUGUGAAAGGGGCUGGGGGUUUUGAGGAGACUCCCUUAAUCCCCUCGCAAACCUGCAAUUCCUCUUCGCUGGGAACCUCAGGGAUGAGAAUACGGGUCUCCUCUUGGCACCCUUAACGAACUACAAUUCCCAGGAUUCUCUGGGGGGGAAGCCGUGUCUGCUUAAAGCUGUGUGAUUCUGCUUUAAAGGCGUGGUGCGGGUGAGGCAUUUAAACAGAGGUUGGGUGGUCACCUGUCACGAGAUUCUUCAGCCGCAAUUUCUGCUUUGCGGAGGGGCGGGUUGGACUAGAUGGCCCCUGGGUGCCCCUUCCAACUUUACAAUUCAGAGAUUCUACGAAACCUGCUGACAGGGAGAGACUCUCCUCUCCGUGGCUGCUCCUCCUCCCGGGUAAACAGGCAGGCUUUUCGCGGAAGCAUUUACUAGGGGCUGUUAAAAGUCUAUUCCUAGCCUGACGGGAUUGAGAAACAUGCAGUGAUUUUUUGGGUUAGGGAGAGAAAGGUCACUGCUGCUCCUAGCUUGGAAGCUCUCCGUGUCCCUAGAGCUGGGGGCAGGCGCUUCUCCUUUGACACUGUGGCUUGGAGGUCCUAUUAUUAUUAUUAUUAUUAUUAUUAUUAUUAUUAAUACCCCACCCAUCUGGCUGGGUUUUCCCAGCCACUCUGGGUGGCUUUCAACAGAAUAUUAAAAUACAAUAAUUAAUAAACAUUAAAAGCUUCCCUAAAUAGGGCUGCUUUCAGAUGUCUUCUAAAAGUUUGAUAGUUGUUUUUCUCUUUGACAUGGGGGGGGGGGCGUUCCACAGGGCGGGUGCCACCACCGAGAAGGCCCUCUGCCUGGUUCCCUGUAACUUGGCUUCUCGCAGGGAGGGAAGCGCCAGAAGGCCCUCGGAGCUGGACCUCAGUGUCCGGGCUGAAUGAUGGGGGUGGAGACGCUCCUUCAGGUCUACUGGGACUUUGAGGCCGUUUAGGGCUUUCAAGGUCAACACCAACACUUUGAAUUGUGCUUGGAAACGUACUGGGAGCCAAUGUAAGUCUUUCAGGACUGGUGUUAUGUGUUCUCCCAGUCACCAGUCUAGCUGCUGCAUUCUGGAUUAGUUAUAGUUUCCGCGUCACCUUCAAAGGUAGCCCCACAUAGAGCGCAUGGCACUAGUCCAAGCGCGAGAUAACCAGAGCAUGCACCACUCUGGCCAGACAGUCCGCAGGCAGGGAGGGUCUCAUCCUGCGUACCAGAUGGAGCUGGUAAACAGCCGCCCUGGACACAGAACUGACCUGCGCCUCCAUGGACAGCUGUGAGUCCAGAAUGACUCCCAGGCUGCGCACCUGGUCCUUCGGGGGCACAGUUGCCCCAUUCAGGACCAGGGAGUCCUCCACACCUGCCCGCCUCCCGUACUUCUGUCUUGUCAGGAUUCAACCUCAAUCCAUUAGCCUCCAUCCAUCCUCCAACCACCGCCAGACACUCACACAGGACCUUCACCGCCUUCACUGGUUCUGAUUUGAAAGAGAGGUAGAGCUGGGUAUCAUCCGCAUACUGAUGAACACUCAGCCUAAUAAUAAUAAUAAUAAUAAUAAUAAUAAUAGUAAUUUAUUUAUACCCCGCCCAUCUGGCUGGGUUUCCCCAGCCACUCUGGGCGGCUUCCAACAAAACACUAAAAUGCAAUAACCUAUUAAACAUUAAAAGCUUCCCUAAACAGGGCUGCCUUCAGAUGUCUUCUAAAAGGUCUGGUAGUUAUUUUUCUCUUUGACAUCUGGUGGGAGGGAGUUCCACAGGGCGGGCACCACUAUAGAUGUUGAAAAGCAUGGGGAAGAGGACAGAACCCUGAGGCACCCCCCUUGGCUAGAUCGGGGCCGUAGAACUGCUGGGAGGGGACCCCCCCCCAAGAAGGGUCACCCAGACCAACCCCCUUUCGGAUCAGGAGUCGCAGCUACAGAACCACUGGCGAUGGGGGUCCACGCAGCCUCUUGCUUAAAACCUCCAGCGAAGGAGAGUCUGCCCCCUAGAAUUGUAGGUUGAAAGGGUUCCGGGUGCAGGUACUGCGCUUCCAGCACAGCUAGGUAUUUUUUUAAAAAUCGCAGCCUUCCUAAGUUAUUUCAAAGUCUUCUAUGUAUUCAGAGAAGCAGCGCUGCUUCCGGCUGAGCAGAGCCACUCCGGCUAGCAGCAUAGCUGUCAACUUUCCCCUUUUCUUGCGAGGAAUCCUAUUCGGAAUAAGGGAAUUUCGCUUAAAAAAAGGGAAACGUUGACAGCUUUGCCUAGUAGCCAUCGAGAGCCCUCUUCUCUUCCUCCUCCAUGGGUUUGUCUCAUCCUCUUCGGAAGCCCCCCAGGUCGGUGGCUGUCACUGUUUCCAGUGGACAUGAGUUCCGUAGGUCAACCACAUGCUUUCUUUCAUCUUCCCAACAUUUUCUUUUUCUUUUUGCAGACAUACGCUUUAAUAAGUAAUAAAGAGCAAAUGUCGUUAACAAUCAACUCUGAAAUCUCAUUAAUAAUAAUAAUAAUAAUAAUUUAUUUUUAUCCCAGCCGCAGCCGGGCUAACAUCAUAAAACUAACACAGUACACAAAGAACAUAAGAACAUAAAAACAGGCAGUCAAUCAUUAAAAUUUAUAAAUGUCAUGGCUCUGUAAACUUCUAAAAUAUGUUUAUUGAGUAAAAUUCCGUCUUGAUCACCCAUUUGGGGUUUUACUGUACCCCCCCUUCCUGAAAAUAAAUGCCAGAGAAAUCUACCAAUUAAACAAUGAGAGACUGAUAUAAUAAUAAUAAUAAUAAUUAAUAAUAAUAAUAAUUUAUACCCCGCCCAUCUGGCUGGGUUUCCCCAGCCACUCUGGGCGGCUUCCAAUGGAAUAUUAAAAUACAAUAACCUAUUAAACAUUAAAAGCUUCCCUAAACAGGGCUGCCUUCAGCCAUUAUCCUUCAUAGCCUCCAACUGAAAUAUUUCCCCCCCCCUCCAUCUUCCAAUAUUCAGCUGUGUGGGAUGCUCACAAGUUUGAAUCUUACAAGAGAGAGGGCAGAAAACGUCCCCCCAUCCCUUUUCUCCCUGCCGGGCAUAAUUUUGCAAACUUCCACAACGCCACCAUUUGUUCGCCUUUCCUCUAAACUCCUUUAAGCGUUUUCCUGCAAUUUUGGGAAACAGGUUAGCAUCUCCCCUACUCUGCCCAGCGAGGAAAAACAUCGGGUUUGGCUUCUUCCUUAACCACGGUGAUUUCCAAACCUCCCUGCAAGGCCUGGGGCAUGUUUGCUUUGCCUUAUCAGCCGCCAACCUGGCGGCGCACCUGCCGCGAGGCUCACCUGGCGGCACAACGCGGUCCGAAAUUACUCCUGGCGACGUACCCAGGUGUCCCAGUUUGCGGUCCCUGUGCUCUCCUCGUGCGGGGAGGAGAGGGACGUCGUCAUCCCGAGGCAGGCCAACAGAGCCACGGGUAGCUCAAUAUAGCCUGCACUGGCUGGCAGCAGGGGUGGCAGCUCGCCAGCGUGGGCGCAGUGCAGGACUGAAUCCUGCAACCUUCUCUGCAGGCCUAGGAAGCGCUCUGCUACUGAACUGCAGCCCUUGCCCAGCCAGACACUUGGGUUCCCCCUAGCGCAAUAUUGCAGACACUGGCCGGCAGCAGCUGUCCAGGGUUUCAGGCAAGGGGGUACCUGGAAAUGCUGUCGGGAAAUGAAGCAUGGGUGCCAGGCAGGUGUGCAGCCAAGUCUGGCUCUGCAUUUGGGCUGAGCUAGGGGCACAGCAGUUCUUCAUAUUCAUUUAUUCAAUUGCAAAUUAGAUCCCCUCUUUUUUCUACCCCAGGGAGCUCAGGUAGGUGCAGAAAUUUGUAAACUUAAAGCCCGGCACGGAUGGAAGAAAGUAUUCCUCCCUCUCGUGCGGCACUCGAACUCGUGGGCAUCUCACGAAACCCGAACGGGCAGAUAAAAAAGAACCACGCCGUUAACCUGCGGAACUCCCGCCCACAGCAAGCAGCCCCGGCCAGCAGCCCAGAUGGCUUUAGAAGACAAAUUUUUGGAGGUGCUGGAAGCUGCAGGGAGGAGGGGGGGGGUCUUGUGUUCGAAUCCUGAUUGCAGGCUUCCCACUGCGGGACCAGAGAGGCCGUUGGCCUGAUGCAGCAGGUUCUUCGUACGCGGUCCUCUCCCCCCUCAUUUAACCCCCACAACAACCCUGUGAGGCGGGCUAGUUGGGCAGGGGCCACCCAGUGAACUUCCUGGCUGAGGGGCGCGAUUUGAACCUGGUCUCUCUCCCAGGUUCUGGUCUGGCGCUCUAACCACUGCACCGCCGCUGCCUCUGGCAUUGCAAACGGUGGAGCUGGCCGUGGGUUGAAAAAUCUUGGCCAGCCUCCUUCCCCAUCUUAAUUUCAGGCCUCUGAUUUGGAGAGGUGUUUUCACAGCUGUGAAUGCUUAAGGUUUAAGUUAAGGCCACCUUGGCAGGGCCAAAAUCCCUGGACAGAAUUAGGGUGGGGGUCUCUCCUCGGAUGACCGGCAGAAGCAUUUGGGCUUCGGAGGUUGGAGUGGGAAAAUCCAUGCAGGAGUAGCACAAAAAGAGGCGUUUUCCUCCCUCUCUGAGGCCUUUGUGCUCUGCUUAGCAUGUGGAACUCCCCGACACAUGAUGUGGGGGUUAGUCACUGGCUUGCUUUGGGGGCUUUUAAAGGUGACUCAGGCCAAUCCCAUGGGCGUCUACCCAAGGCUGCUGCUUGCCACAACAGAUUGAUUAAUAAUUAUAAAUUAAUUGCUUUUGUAUUACUUCCUGCUUCAGAGGCAGCCCGCCACAGAAUACCAGUUGCCUUGGAGAAAUAUGGAGUGGGUAUAAUGGGGGACUGGGCUAAUAAUAACCUAAUAAUAAUAAUAAUAAUAAUAUAUUCAAUUUAUAUACUGCCCUUUAUUAAAAGAUCCCAGGUCGGUGUAAAACAUUAAGAACACAUUUUGCAGAGCGCCGUAAUAAAAAGCGUAACAGCAUAAUAAUAAAACAUAGUACACAUAAUGCAGCUUAAUAAUUAAAUAAUCAUAAUAACAGUCCCCCGCCCCCCCCAGCUCUAACAGGCCAUAGAUUAUUUCAUGGCCAAAGGCCAUUGAAGAGGAGGGGAAAAAAAAUUUUAUUGGUUUUUACAACAUUAUAAACAAACACAUAAGACAAACAAACAUAAAUCAUAGCCUUAUUGAAAAUUACACUUAUUAUCAUUGUUAAGUGACUUCCUCGCUUCCCCUUGGUUGAAUUUCAUUGCAUGUCCUUUUAACGGAUUUCCAAAUCACAGUUCUUAUAAAAUUUAACUUAAACAUUAACACCCUUAGAUCUUCACAUUAUGAAAUUAAACAUAUUAAUUCAUCCCUUAACAUAAAUAAAGUCCUAAGCCAAUUCAGUAUCUGCAAGCUGCUUUCAGUUAAUUUGAUUUAACAUAUUUAACUAAGUAAUCCUUAAAUUUAAUCCACUCUUCCUGAUACUCGUCCUCCUUCUGGUUGCGGACUCGGCCAGCUCCGAAAAAUCCAUCAUCUUCAUCUGCCAUUCUUCUGAAGAGAAAUGUUUUUGCCUGGUGUCUAAAUAUAUGUGACGAAGGCGCCACCACCGAAAAGGCCCUGUUCUCUUGUUGCCACCCUCUGGUGGGGAGGGGAUGUAGAAGAGUGCAGGGUCCGGGGUGCUAUGUAUGGGGAGAGGGGGUCCUUAAGGUACUGAGACCCUGAGCCACGUCAGGCUUUAAUCACCCAACCCCAUAUUCCCCCCCCCCACCUCUCCAGAGACAUAAUACAAACCCUUUCCUGCUUUUAAGAGAGAGGUGUCAGUUCUUAGAUUUCUUCAACAGCCUGCAGGAUCAGACCAAAGGGGUCCCCUUUAGACCAGCACCCUGUUCUCACAGCGGCCACCACCAGAUGCCCGUCAGGGGAAGCCCAAAAGCAGGAUUCGAACACAAGACCGACACUCUCCCUUCCUGCGGUUUCUAGGAACAAAUAUUCAGAAUGUAUGGCAGAGUGUAGCCAUUGCGGCCGGCGGCUAUCGAUAGCCCUCCCCUCUAGGAAUUUGCCCAGUCUUCUUUUACAGCCCUCCUGUGGGAGGGAGUUCCGUAGGCCAUGCGAAAAAGUACUUUUAUCUGCCCGAAAUCUCCCAUCGUUCGUUGUCUGUCCCCUCCUGCCCCCACCAGAUCAUUUCCAGAGCGCUCUAUACCCCGGGAUCUCUGCUGGCCCACAAAGGAGCAAGCCCCGCUUUUUAGCCUCGGUUUUCCCCAGCUGCAAAAUGGGCGCGUCUUGAGAGCCCAUUGCGGCAAGUGUGAGUUUCGUAGGUGGCUGCCCCCCCCCCUUCCCCAACCAAAGCAUCUGGUUGGGGAAAGGGUGGGGGCUGCACUCUAGGAAAGGGAGAAACCUAUUUGCAUGCUGCCCCCCCCCCCGGUUUUGGGGGCUUGAAGAGAAGACAUCCUCCCCCAUCUCCCCAAAUCCUCACCUGCCCUGUUAAAAUUCCUCUCUAUAUUUAUCUGCUUCCUCCGACAGCUGAGGCCGCCUUGCCGUCCCUGGAGAGCGGGGGGGGGGCAAGUUCUUUCCCCCCUUCCUUCCUUCCAUUCUUUCCUUCUCGCCUUCAUGGCAAGGGGGAGAGUUCCUGCACACCCCCCUCUCCAUCCUCUGCCACGCUGCCAAAGCUCAAGGCCCAGGGGAAAUCACUGGAGGAAGGGGCGGAGCAAGGUCUGCGAGGGGAGUGGCCUUGGAGAGGGUUCCGAGGGCCACAGAGAGAGGCCUGGGGGCCACAUCCAGUCUGCAGGCCACCACUGAUCCAGGGCUGCCCUUCUUUUCCUCUAAGCUGUUUUCCACUUGUUCCUUUUUUGGGGUGUGCCACAAAAGCUUCCUUCCUUACUUCCUUUUUCUUCCUUUCUUCCUUUCAUUAUCUUCCUUCCUUCCUUCGUCUUCCUUCCUCUUUAUUUUGCUCUUUUUCUUUAUCUCCCCCUUCCUUCCUUCCUUCCUUCCUUCCUUCCUUCCUUCCUUCCUUCCUUUUUCUUCCUUUCUUCCUUUCAUUAUCUUCCUUCCUUCCUUCCUUCCUUCCUUCCUUCCUUCCUUCCUUUAUCUUCCUUUAUCCUCCUUUUUCUUCCUUCUUCAUCCCUUCCUCUCUCUUCUUCCUCCCUCCCUCCCUCCCUCCCUCCCUCCCACAGUCAUACCUCUGGUUGCGAACAUGAUCCGUGGGGGAGGCACGUUCGCAACCCGCAGCCUGAAGUGCUACAUCUGCACAUGCGCGUAAUGCGAUUCAGAGCUUCUGCUCAUGACAUCAUUUUGCGUUUCUGUGCAUGUGCGAGCACCGAAACCUGGAAGUAACCCAUUCCGGUAAUUCCAGGUUCAGCGCGGUCCGCAACCCAAAAAUGCGCAACCCGCAGCAUUCAUAACUCGAGGUAUGACUGUAUUUCAUAUUCCUUCCUUCCUUCCUUCCUUCCUUCCUUUAUCUUCCUUUUCAUUCCUUCCUUCAUCUUCCUUCUUUCUUUCUUUCUUUUGUUCUUUUUCUUUAUCUCUUCCUUCCUUCCUUCCUUCAUCUUCCUUUAUCUUCCUUUUCCUUCCUUCAUCGUCCUUCCUCUUUCUUUCUUUCUUUCUUUCUUUCUCCCUCCCUCCCUCCCUCCUAUUUCAUAUUCCUUCCCUUCUUUUCCUUCCUUCCUUCAUCUUCCUCCCUCCCUCUUCCUUCCUUCCUUCUUUCCUUCAUCUUUUCCCCCCUUCCUUCCUUCCUCCCUCCCUCCCUCCCUCCCUCCCUCCCUCCCUCCCUCCCUCCCUUCCUCUUUCUUUCUCCCUCCCUCCCUCCUAUUUCAUAUUCCUUCCUUCCUUCCUUCCUCUUCCUUCCUUCCUUCCUUCCUUCCUUCCUUCCUUCCUUUCCCUCCCUCCCUCCUAUUUCAUAUUCCUUCCUUCCCACCAUCUCUUCUUCCAGCCCCCCCUCGCUGUCUCUCUGCCCCCCCCCCCCAGUUUCCAUCCUUAAACUUCAUCCCCUGGGAUGGUGACAGGGCCUCCCCUGCGCAGCCCUGGGGCUUUGUCGUUGAGAGAAAAGGCGAGUUCAGUGCAGCAAGAUAGAAGCUGAUGACAUUACGCAACGGACAGAGAAACGUCUCUUCCCUCUUCCCCACAAAACGAGAAUUCGUGGGCAUCCAGUGAAGCUGGGUUUGGGGAGAUUCAGGGCAGAGAAAAGAAAACUCCCUCUUAGACUGUGGAACUCCCUGCCACAAUCCAUGGAGGAGGAGAGGGCUACCAGUAGCCGGGAGUUCAAAUCCUGCUUGCGAGUUUCCCAGUUGAGGCCUCAGGGGGCCCCGAUCCUGAAGACUCCUAGGUUCUGAGGCUCUUUUCUCUUGAGCAGACCUGGCCCUCACAGCUCAGGGCCUUCUGGUUUUCCUUUUUUAAUGACACUGGAACCUUGUUCCCAAUCCGUCGGGCCCAGACUAUAAUUUUCAUACCAGGGAGAGCUUUGCUGCGGUCUCAUCCUGGCACGCACACACAACUCCCCCCCCUUUUUUUUUAGUAUUUUCCUUUUUUAUUCGUUGCUCCAGAAACUUGGCUUCUUGCUGGACGAGAGACGUAGUUAUGGGGACAAUGCUCUCUCUUACGGAGAUUUGGGGGGGGGGGUCUUGUGGGGCUGGGUUUGGAAAAGCGGAUUAAGAAUUAAGGACAGUAUUUAUACCCCAGCCAGAUGGGUGGGGUAUAAAUAAUAAAUUAUUAUUAUUAUUAUUAUUUAUUUCUAAGUGCCCUGUGGCUGCUGGGAAGCGCCUUGCGCUCUUGAGCUGGGGUCUCUUCCAAGGCCCCCUCUGCCAACGGGAAGGAAGGGACAGGGCCCCUCUGAGCAUGUGCAAAGUGUCUGGGGGGAAAAGCUGACCGGGAGGAAUAAUUCCCCUUAAACCUCUUUUUCGCCCCAUCUCUGGGUUCAUUUCUUUGGUUGACCUGGUGCCUGAAACAGAUUUAUUUUUUUCUCCUCCUCUCUCAUUUCAGAUUCCUGAUUCCGCCAGCAAGGAAGAUACGCGAACCGGCCUCCCUUGUCACCGACAUCAUUUUUCACGAUUGUUGGGAUUUUUUGCACUAUAGCAAUAUUGGCUUCUCUAUUUUUUCCACCCCUCGGCCCCAGUUCAUUGGACUUAAAGUGCCUUUUUUGGGGGGUGUUUACCCCCCCUUCCCCAUGGGAGAACUCUGGAAUUGUGCCCUAACCUGCUUGCCACCAAAGAUGUGUCUGUGUUUGUUGGUUGGUGCGUGUGUGGGGUUUUUUUUGGGGGGGGGGUUGUUUGUUUGGCCACCUCUGUAAGUCUGGGAAACGAAUUGCCCAAUUCGAUUCUGCAAGGUGGAGUUUCCCAACCUGGCGCCCUCCCGCAGCGUUGCGCUACAACUCCCUGGGAGUUAUAGCGCAAAGCCACGGGAGGACUGGGAAGAGCGUGCACCCCAGAACUUAUUUGCUUAACUUCGGAAAUACACACGUGUCGUCGUCCCCCUUGCAAAAAGAAAUGCUAAAGGGUACUGCUUUUUUUGCUUCAGAGGGAGCCGCCUUGAACCCGUGUCUCGCCUCCGUGUCGUUUGUGGCCACACGCCCCACCCGACCCAAGUGCCUGCGCCCCUCUGUCAAGACCCCCCCCCAAAUUGCUGCAGCAGUUUGCAGAGAGAUGGAAUAUUUUGGGGUUCCCCGAAACUCCCCUGGGCCCGUCUCGUAACGCCUCGCACUUCUUUGCUGUUGGGAACUGACGGCAUUAUUUGCUUCUCUCGUAUUUGGAAAUAAAAGAGAUUUUCAGAACUGGAAAA
Molecule: messenger RNA, 21651 nt
Organism: Podarcis lilfordi (Lilford's wall lizard)
Lineage: Eukaryota; Metazoa; Chordata; Lepidosauria; Squamata; Lacertidae
Source: the annotation of a GenBank genome assembly